AGAUUAACCCUGAAAGCGCCUCCACGAAAACCGAGAAGACAAUAUAUGUAGCUAAAUUGUAGCUAAAUUUGCCUGCACUCACAGCUCUAAAAAACACGUCCACGUACGUUCUGAAAGACGAGGAAUCAAAAAAGGUUUGUGUUUGGUAGCUAGGGCUUCCCAAGGCCAGUCCAAGUCGAAACAAAGUUAAAAGAGCGCCGAGCAGUGUAGCGCCCAGCAACGUCGACAAUUUUCAGGGUUUUAGGUUAAAAAUUCUACUCUGUGCCCUUUGAAAUGGCCAAUCCAGCGGCAGGACCCUCCAAGCAGGAGAUCGAAUCUGUCUUCAGUCGGUUGCGCGCUCAGCCAGCCAACAAGUCCUGCUUCGACUGCGCGGCCAAAGCUCCCACCUGGUCCUCCGUCACCUAUGGAAUCUUUAUUUGCAUCGACUGCUCUGCCGUGCACCGCAACCUGGGCGUGCACCUGACUUUUGUGCGUAGCACCAACCUGGACACCAAUUGGACCUGGCUACAGCUGCGCCAGAUGCAGCUGGGCGGCAACGCGAACGCCGCCCAGUUUUUCCGGGCCCACAACUGCAGCAGCACCGACGCCCAGGUCAAGUACAACUCGCGGGCAGCCCAGCUCUACCGCGACAAGCUGAGCGCCCAAGCCCAGCAGGCCAUGAAAGUGCACGGCACGAAGCUGCACUUGGAGCAGACGGACAGGAGCGAGGGCAACGAGGCCGCCAAGGAAGAGGACUUCUUCGCCCAAUGCGACAACGAGACGGACUUUAAUGUGGAGAACAACAAUGUCAGCAAGCCGGAUCUAAAGCCAGCAGGCACUGUUCCUGUCAAUAGCCUAGAGACGCAACUGGGUGGCGCUCCCAGCGUAGAUCUGCUUAACUCAGUGGUGCCAGCAGCAGUGCCCUCCUCCAUAGGUGCGCGCAAGGUGCAGCCAAAGAAGGGCGGACUUGGUGCCCGCAAGGUGGGCGGCCUGGGAGCCACAAAGGUGAAGACUAACUUUGCAGACAUCGAGGCCCGCGCCAACGCGGCCAAUGAGAUGAAGACAAGCGUCGCUACCACACCUCUCGAUAAGCCACAAACGGCAGAAGAAGAACUGGAGACGGUGGCCAGCAUGCGACUGGCGUACCAGGAGCUCUCCUUGCAGAAGACCCGCGAGGAGGCUAAGCUCAAAACUAUGGACCCAGCCAAGGCUAAGCAGAUGGAGCGCCUGGGUAUGGGCUUCAGCCUGCGAGGAUCCGACAUGGCCCACUCUGCCCUUGGCGAUAUGGAGACAAUUCAGCAAUCAGCAGCUCCGAAGUCCAAGCUUUCCUCCUUGGAGAGCGACAACUUCUUUUCCGACUACUCCCUGUACGGCAACACCAGUGGCGGCGGUGGUGCUAGCUCCAGCGAAAAACGAGAGAGCUCGGCUGGUGGUUCAAGCAAGCUGGAUAAGUUUGAGUUGGACGCGCUGGGCUACGAGACAAUAGAGCCCAUUGGGGGCUCGCACAGCAACAUCACGUCCAUGUUUUCCGGCAGCAAUGAUUAUGACAAGCCCAAAACAUCGGCGCCGGUAAAGAAGAGUAGUGGGUUGGCUGCAUCGUCCUCCUCCGGUCACAGUAAAGGAGGUGCUAGCAAUGAUCCCGUGAUCGCCCAGCAAAAGUUCGGAAACUCAAAGGGUUUCGGCUCUGACCAGUACUUUGCCAGCGAGCAGUCUUCGGCUGACAUCAGCGCGAACUUGAACCGCUUCCAGGGAUCGCGAGCCAUAUCUUCAUCGGACUACUUCGGUGACGGCACUCCUGGCGGCAAUGCAGGCAACAGGGGUGGCUACUCAUCGUCUGUCAACUUCAGUGCACCGGACCUGGAUGUGGAGAGCGUGAAGGAGAGCGUACGUCAGGGCGUCCACAAAGUUGCGGGCAGGCUUAGCAAUUUAGCCAAUGAUGUGAUGACCUCGUGGCAGGACAAGUACGGCUACUGACACCAUCGAAACACACAUAGUGACCCGCGGAGUAGAAGGAGCAGCAGCAGUGGUGGCGGAGGAGAGUUUAGUUUUAACGAUUUUUCAUAUUAGUCACACAAUCAAAAACUUCUCGCGAUUUGGCAGAAAACUGUAAUGGAUUUCAAGCAGAUAGCCGUUUAGCCUAGCAUUUGAUCGUAUCGUUGUUCAAGGAAAAGCAAACAAAAGAAACAGUAACAAAAUCCUUGCAGUGUAUCCAGCUGUAAUAUACGCGUAGUGUCUUUUAAAUAUACAAAAAAAAUACUGUUUUAAAGGGGAUGUAACCAGUUUUGUGCAAAACAUGUUCGCACGAUGUUAUCUGAAUUGGAUUGUCCUAUUUUAUUUACCUCCAUUGCUGAGUCGAAAUUUGUAUUCCGAUAGGCUAAUUAUUAUUUGUUUCUCGUUUAUCAUGAAAUUAAGUUAAAGUAUACCAUGAAUAAAAUAGAUAUGCAUAGAAAACAUUCCCGAGCUAAUGGGCUUAAACAUGA
This is a messenger RNA of Drosophila ficusphila, 2459 nucleotides long. RefSeq names its product ADP-ribosylation factor GTPase-activating protein 2 (gene ArfGAP3). The transcript is spliced from 6 exons. The coding region runs from base 274 to 1953 and encodes 559 amino acids. Gene Ontology annotation, biological process: COPI coating of Golgi vesicle. Gene Ontology annotation, molecular function: GTPase activator activity. Lineage: Eukaryota; Metazoa; Arthropoda; Insecta; Diptera; Drosophilidae. The record is from RefSeq and is a predicted model, not a curated record.